GAGAGGCCUUUCCCCUGCACAGAGUGCGGCAAGAUCUUUAGAAAUUCCUCCUCCCUGCUGAAGCACCAGCGGGUCCACACAGGGGAGAGGCCCUUCAGCUGCCCCGAGUGUGGGAAGGGCUUUACCCAGGCGUGGGUCCUGCUGAUCCACCAGCGGAUCCACAUAGGUGAGAAGCCUUUCUGCUGCCCUGAGUGUGGGAAGGGAUUCACUCAGAUGGGCAACUUGCGCACGCACCAGCGGGUCCACACGGGGGAGAAGCCCUUCAUCUGUUCCAAGUGCGGGAAUGCCUUCAGCGAUUCCUCCACCCUACUGAAACACCAGCGGGUCCACACGGGGGAGAGGCCAUUACCCUGCCCCAAGUGUGGGAAGGCCUUCAGCAAUUCCUCUGACCUGCUGAAGCACCAGCGGGUCCACACGGGGGAGAGGCCAUUCCCCUGCCCCGAAUGUGGGAAGGCCUUUAGCGAUUCCUCCGCCCUGGUGAAGCAUCGGCGGAUCCACACGGGGGAGAGGCCCUUUAGCUGUCCCGAAUGUGGGAAGGGCUUUACCCGGGCAGCCACCCUGCGGAGGCACCAAGGAGUUCACGUGCCAUCGCAGGGGGAUUGAAGGAGCGACUGUUGAAUGCCAUUAUGGACUGGGCUACCAACCCAGUUCUGGAACUCCCAGGUUUGAAUCCCACCGCAGCAGAUGGCGGAUUUGGAAUUCGGUCAGAAAUCUGGAGGUGAG
Molecule: messenger RNA, 723 nt
Organism: Chiloscyllium plagiosum (whitespotted bambooshark)
Lineage: Eukaryota; Metazoa; Chordata; Chondrichthyes; Orectolobiformes; Hemiscylliidae
Source: RefSeq, a predicted model, not a curated record